Wickerhamiella sorbophila is the source of this 672-nucleotide messenger RNA. Its product is annotated as Mating-type switching protein swi10. The record is from RefSeq and is a predicted model, not a curated record. The coding region runs from base 1 to 672 and encodes 223 amino acids. Lineage: Eukaryota; Fungi; Ascomycota; Dipodascomycetes; Dipodascales; Trichomonascaceae. The transcript has a single exon. Gene Ontology annotation, cellular component: nucleotide-excision repair factor 1 complex; ERCC4-ERCC1 complex; nucleus. Gene Ontology annotation, molecular function: single-stranded DNA binding; damaged DNA binding. Gene Ontology annotation, biological process: mitotic recombination; nucleotide-excision repair; meiotic mismatch repair.
AUGAAUCGACCCGUUGGCAAGGCCGCGCUGAUAAUAAACGGCAAGCGGCAACGGAAAAACCCGCUGCUGGCACACCUCAAGCACAUCGAGUGUGUUUAUGAGGACGAUAUCAAAGCCGACUUUGUAACUGGAGCGACUUCAUGUGUGUUGUUCUUGUCAAUGAGCUAUCACCAGGUUAUGGGCCAGUAUAUAUACAAGCGAAUGGCCAAAUUGGGGCGGGACUUUGAAUUGAGGAUUCUGCUUGUCCAGGUUGAUGUCGAGAACCCCACUGAAUCUCUUAAAGAGCUAACGAAACUAGCUAUCCACAACGAUUACGCUUUGAUUGUGGCAUGGAGCGCUGCCGAAGCGGCUGAUUAUUUACGCGAAUUUAAACGCAAAGAGAGAUCCACGGGAGAGUCACUCAAAGGAAGCACAAAGUCAGACUAUAAGGACCAACUAGCUCAAGUGCUGGGUAAAGUGCGGGGGAUCAACCGCACCAACGCUCUCAGUUUAUCCACCAAUUACGGCUCAUUCAGACAGAUUGUCCGCGGCGCUGCUAGUGUCGAUCGAAUGGAAGGGUUUGGCGAUUUAAAAAGCGAACGCUUCAAAAAGGUUCUCUCAGAGCCCUUCGCAGUUUCCAAACCGUUCUCAUCGACGACGACUACUAACCCCCCACCGGCCGCUCCCAACUAA